Molecule: messenger RNA, 1970 nt
Organism: Adelges cooleyi (spruce gall adelgid)
Lineage: Eukaryota; Metazoa; Arthropoda; Insecta; Hemiptera; Adelgidae
Product: esterase E4-like
Exons: 8
Coding region: 118-1824 (568 amino acids)
Source: RefSeq, a predicted model, not a curated record
CUCGUACAGAUCAAAGCAUUUCUGUCGACAGUCUCGUAACGUCAAGAGCUACAAACGGUGUUAUAACAGCGUUUUUUAUUCUGUAGUAAAAAAUUUCUGCGUUUUGAUUUUGAAGAUAUGAAGGAAAUUGUAUGGUUGACCGUUUGUUUUUUUUUAACUUGGGCUCAUGCCCAAAACUUGGCAAGUGUUCCCAGAGUUCGGGUUGAGUCCGGCGAGUUAGCCGGCAGUUUCAAGCAAACAAUCAACGGCCGUCAAAUAUACGCUUUCGUGGGAAUACCUUAUGCCAGUCCGCCUGUACACAAACACCGGUUCAAGGAACCACAACCCGUAAAACCUUGGAUAGGAGUAUGGAACGCCACCAUCCACGGAAGUGACUGUCUUGGCCUAACUCACAAGUUCACUGCGACGGGCCAAGAGGACUGUCUGUACCUUAACGUGUACACAACCAAGUUACCUCAAGACGGUUUGCUGAAUGGGGGUCUAAUGAACGUGGUCGCGUACAUUCACGGCGGAGCCUUCCAAUUCGGAGCCGGCAAAGAUUACGGUCCCGAAUAUCUGUUAGACACACAAGACAUGGUUUAUGUGUCAUUCAACUACCGGUUAGGUCCUUUCGGAUUCGCCUCCACCGGUGACGAAAUAGUACCCGGUAACAAUGGUUUAAAAGAUCAAGUGGCCGCUUUGAAAUGGGUACAGCGUAACAUAGCCGCCUUCGGAGGCAACCCAGGAGCCGUCACCAUUAGCGGCAUGUCAGCCGGUGCAGUUAGCGUCAACUACCAUAUGAUAUCGCCAAUGUCUCUUGGUCUGUUCAGCCGAGCCGUCGCCAUGAGUGGAAGCAUACAUUGUCCUUGGGCAUACGCAGAAAACGUUGUACAAAAAACCAAACACUUGGCCGAUCUGCUGGGAUGUCCCACAUACUAUUCCAAAGACACUAUCAAGUGCCUUCGGUCAAGACCAGGAGUUGCUAUCGUCCAAUCGUUAAAGAAUUUCAUGCCUUGGAUGUUCAAUCCGUUUACGGUGUUCGGUCCGACGGUCGAGUUGGCGGGCGUCGAACGAUUUUUGCCAGACGUACCCGAAAACCUACCGGUCCAAGACGUGCCGGCGUUAUUCAGCUUUACCCAAGACGACGGCCUUUACCCUGCUGCCGAGCUGGUAACCCAGGACAAAGCCCUCGUGGAGUUGGACACUAAAUGGUCAGAAAUUGCCCCGUUCUUGUUGGAUUACAACUACACCGUCGCAGACGAAACAAGAAGAUCCGAAAUAGCUCAAACUAUAAAAACAUUCUACUUUGGCAACAGCUCGAUAUCGACCGCCACCACGGCACAAAUCGUCCAAAUGGUCACCGAUAGACUUUUCAAAGAACCCGUAGCUCGGACUGCUAAGUACUUGGCUUCGAAAAAUACAUCUCCGGUGCACUUUUAUGAAUUCGCUUACAGAGGCCGAGACAGCCUUUCGGACAAAUACUCUGCGACCGGUACAUCCGAAGGCCUGGGUGUGGCACAUGGCGACGAUACUAUGUAUAUCAUAAAGACUCUGUAUGGUAAUCCGCACGAAGUCGCGGAGGACACCAAAUUAAUUCCAGUCAUGGUAAACGUUUGGGCGUCGUUCAUAAAAACCGGUAUUCCGGAAGCAAGUAAUGGCACUUCCUGGUCGCCAGUGUCUCAGAAUCCAGCAGACCCGUUGCAACUAAUUAAGAUCACCCAAACUCAGACUUUCGAACCGACGGAACUGCCUGAUGCCGGUAACAACGCAUUUUGGAAAAGUCUGCCGCUAACCGAAUUUGCUACGGUUUUACCGGCAGUUGCUACAGGCCAUAAUGAACUAUAAUAUAUUUAUUUUUUAAAAAACCCACAUAUUCAUUGUCUUUGGGUCGUCCUACACCGUUGUAUUUUAGAAAAUUAAUGCAUUUUAUUUGCAUGUAAAACUAUAAAAAUAAUUCAGUAUUAAAAUAUAUAUAUAUAUAAAUACUUAUA